GGUUGGGCAAACUGUAGUGUUGAUCUCAGCGCGCAAAUUAAAGGUCCUACCGCCUUUUAAAUAAUUAAACUUUAUUUGUUGUGAUUUAUUUGAAAGUUGCUAGGUUGGGCAGAGAUAGGACAGGACAGUAAAUAAAAAGGAAGUAACGUUCGGGAACUCAUCGAAACGACGAAGGAAUAAAACAGACAGCCAUCCACAAUGGUCCUCAGUCAGUAUGAUGCGGGCAGGAGUUUGACGACUGCGGCGGCAAGGGGGGACACGAGUGAGGUCCGAAGGAUGCUUGAGGAAUGCAGAGUUCCCCCCGAUACUGUCAAUGAAUUUGGCAAGACCGCUUUACAGGUGAUGAUGAUGGGCAACGUCACCAUUGCCAAUUUACUACUGGAGCACGGAGCAGACCCAAACAUUCAGGACCGCCAAGGAGUGACACCAGCGCAUGACGCGGCGCGCACCGGAUUUCUGGACACACUCCGAGUCCUGGUGGAGUUCGGUGCCUCCGUCAACACACCAGAUCAGAGUGGUGCCCUGCCCAUCCACAUAUCCAUUCGAGAAGGCUUCCUGGAUGUGGUGGAGUUCCUGGCUCCACGCUCCAACCUCAAACACACCAACACCAGCGGACGCACUGCGUUGGAUGUGGCGCGAGAGUCGUGUACAGCCAACGUUGUGGAACUGCUGGAAAGGCAGUUGGAAUCCUGUGGCUUUCAGUCUUACUCCCCACCGACACCUCUAUAGUUGUAGUAGGCCGUAGUGUUUCUGUGGGACAGGAGCCGGACUUCCACCCCCUGCCCCCAUCCUCUCCUCCCAACCCAACCCACUCUCCUAUCAACCCAACCCACUCUCCUCUCGACCCUGGUAACUUGAAUUUAUUGCUGUGAGGGAUGAUUGUAGUAAUGGGUCAUGGCUGUUGUGGAAUCGGCCGACCGUUUUUUUUUGUCUUAGCAGCUUAUCGGAAUCAGUAAUCGGUGGACCUUUGGACACCUGUUUUUGCACAGUGCAAUUUAGGCACCUUAGAUGUUCCCUGUGAAUAGGGAGUGCACACUUGUAUAUAUUUUGUUUUUCUUUUGGAUUUUGUAUUACAUUUUUCCUCAUUUGUGGAGGAAAUUAACUUGUUGAUAUUUGUAACUUUAGUACUUUUUGACUUUAACUUUAUGAAUUUUGACGUGGCGUACCAUGAUGAUUGCGCUUUGCAUAGUUGUAUUUGUAUUUUUUAGCUGUAUUCUGAAUUUUUAAUUAAUCUAUUUAUUUAUGGAAAUAAUAUUUUGUAAACAGCUACAUUUAUUGUGAAAUGUUAUUCAUAGAAAUACAUGCUAAACUAAAAAAUGUACUCACUUUAUAUUGGAAGACAAAAUAAAGUGUUUUAAUUUAAAA
Messenger RNA from Hypomesus transpacificus, 1365 nucleotides. It is a transcript of the gene cdkn2d, whose product is annotated as cyclin-dependent kinase inhibitor 2D (p19, inhibits CDK4). The record is from RefSeq and is a predicted model, not a curated record. Bases 199 to 729 code for a protein of 176 amino acids. Gene Ontology annotation, molecular function: protein kinase binding; cyclin-dependent protein serine/threonine kinase inhibitor activity. The transcript has 3 exons. Gene Ontology annotation, cellular component: nucleus. Lineage: Eukaryota; Metazoa; Chordata; Actinopteri; Osmeriformes; Osmeridae. Gene Ontology annotation, biological process: regulation of cyclin-dependent protein serine/threonine kinase activity; negative regulation of cell population proliferation.